UCUCCAGAUUCUUGUGGGUUGUGGCUUGGAGGAUCCCACUCUCCUCCGUCCUCUCCAGCUUCUCCAGUAGAGCGGGUGAACUUGCAGAACUCUGACUACAAGUCGCCUGAACGUCGUUCCUCGAUACUGCGAAAAAAGAAACGAGCCGAUUCUUUCCCAGCACCCCAGAAACGGGAAGGCCGAAAGGUUGUUCGUUUCGCAGAUGCAUUAGGACUAGACCUCGAGAGUGUUCGCUAUAUGGUGAAAAGCGAUCUUCCGCCUUCAAUACCACAGUCAGCGUUUUCAGACCUGCGACGUCCUCAGCUGUCUCUUUCAUCGCCUUACGACAUUGAGUUGGUUCCAAAUUUUACCAUGCCUUCUUUGUCUUCGGACUUUGAGAACCGCGUUCGAGAACAGACAGUCAGCCUUCACAGCGUCUCCACGGCCGACACUACAGUGUACGGUAUUGUUGCAUUGAUGAACUUGACCUUCCAUAAGAAUGUAUUCAUACGCUAUACAGUGAAUAACUGGAACAGUCAUCACGAUGUUAACGCCUCUUAUAUCCAAGGGUCAACUGAUGGUGAGAUAGACAAGUUUGCUUUUAACAUCUUUGCUAAUCCCCAGGAUCUUUCCAGCCAAAGUCACAGCCUUGACUUUGCUAUAUGUUACGAAACUCAAGACGGAAGAGAAUUCUGGGAUAACAACAACAAUCUCAACUAUAGUUUAAAGAGCAAGGCGAAGCACCAGUCCUUUGUCUCCACUAACAACCACAGCUGGGUGCAUUUCCUCUGAAUUCACGUUCCAAUCCAUUACAUGCAAAUCUCAAUAGAAAUAAGUAAUCUUUAGUAGAUACAUACUUUUUACAAUGUGUAAACAUAGUGGAAUGUGUAUAGUUAUCUCUACUAGAGGGAGAUGGUGUAGUGUCAUGCUUUAUUGGUUGAUUUUUUUAAAUCCACGUACGCUUUGGCUAUGACGUUACUUUAUUUUCGCCACCGUGUUGUAUGAAAACAUAUUUACCUCUGCGCACUUUGUAAAAGUGCCAAAAUAUUUUUAAGUUUGAUGCACAUGGCAUGCUGAAGAAUCAAUCUACUGACGUUAAGAGCUGGGUUGAAGUUUAAACUUUGUGAAGGGAGGGUAUUUUUGUCCUGUUUUAUCCAUAAUGUCAGUGUGAGUUGAAAGUAUAUAUUUGAUUAUAACUUAGUAUUAUUAGCUUUUGAGCACGAAGUAGUCAGCCAUGUAAAUAUAUAUAUAGAUUUGCUCUGUACUAGUCCGUUCCAAAGCGUUAAGCGCUUAUUAUCUAACCUAUAUAAAAGCCAGUGUGUGUCACGUCACGCUUGAUUUAUCGAAAUAGAAGUCAUAAAAGCCAAAAUGCCCAUCAUGAUUUUAGUGACGGGGAUGCAAGGGGGCUGUGAGGAGGUGUGGUACCUUGAAACCUUACAAGUGUAGUGAAUGUUGGUAUAAUACUAAAGUAAAUAUGUAGUGUGUGUGUGAUCACCAAGCCUAGAGCCAAGUG
This is a messenger RNA of Limulus polyphemus (Atlantic horseshoe crab), 1492 nucleotides long. RefSeq names its product glycogen-binding subunit 76A-like. Gene Ontology annotation, cellular component: protein phosphatase type 1 complex. The transcript has a single exon. The record is from RefSeq and is a predicted model, not a curated record. Gene Ontology annotation, molecular function: protein phosphatase 1 binding; glycogen binding. Gene Ontology annotation, biological process: regulation of glycogen biosynthetic process. The annotation marks the transcript as partial. Lineage: Eukaryota; Metazoa; Arthropoda; Merostomata; Xiphosura; Limulidae.